AUGGCUAGAAAACAUAAUAGUGAAUCCAGUGACCAUAAUUCGAGCGACGAGAAAAACCUACAUCGUAACCGUCGCAAAAGGCAAAGACGAAAACGAGAAAGAGGAGGAAAUCACGGUGAUCAUGAGGAGAAUCGGCGGAGCAAGCGUUCACGAUCUUCUGAUAAAGAAGAAGAUGAUGACAAGAAUGCCGUUAGGGGUAGAAAUCGUGAUCGAGAAAGAAUUAGAGAUUAUGAUGAUGAUGAUGAGAAUAGGCGUAGAGGAAAAUUGGAGGGGAAUUCUGAACGGUCGGAUGAAUCAGAAGAGAAGAGGGACAACGGAGCUAAAAGGGGUGAAAGGGAUAGAAGUAAUAGGCAUCACAUUGGAUGUAGGGAUUGGCGUAGUGAUAGACGGCUGGAAUCUGAAAAUGAUCGAUAUAGAAAUAGGGAUCAUAGCCGUCGCUCACGGCAUGAUUCGGAUAGUGAUGACGAGGAUCGAAGAAGAAGGUCCCGCAGAAGAAUCGAAGGAGAGAAUAUAAGUGAUGGUUGGGAGCUAGAAUCUGAAAAUGAUAGGUAUAGAAAUAGGGAUCACCAUUGUCGUUCGCGGCAUGAUUCGGAUGAUGAUGGUAAUGAGGAUCGCCGUAGAAGGUCCCACAGAAGUACGGAAGGAGAGAAUAUAAGUGAUGGUAGAUUGCCGGAAUCUGAAAAUGAUAGGCGUAGAAAUAGGGAUCAGCAUCGUCAUUCACGGCAUAAUUCUGAUGAUGAUGAUAAUGAGGAUCGCCAAAGAAGGUCUUGCAAAAGUAAGGAAGGCGAGAAAAGAAGUGAUAAGAUAGAGAAUGAUAGUCAGCCAGACACUGGAAACAGAGAUGAAAAUAGUUUUAAGGAGAAGGUAGGAGAAAUCAAGCAGAAGCAAGCAGCUCCACAAGAAACUAACUUGAAUGGUGAUAGGGCCGAUUUAGGUAGGAGUGGAGGGGUUUAUAUUCCUCCAUUUAAAUUGGCAAGAAUGUUGAAAGAGACGCAGGAUAAGAGCAGUGUAGAGUAUCAACGAUUAACGUGGGAUGCCCUUAAAAAAAGUAUCAAUGGGCUUGUUAACAAAGUCAAUGCUACUAAUAUAAAGAACAUUGUUCCAGAACUGUUUGCUGAGAAUCUUAUUCGAGGAAGGGGUCUCCUUUGUCGUUCAUGUAUGAAAUCUCAGAUGGCAUCCCCAGGUUUCACUGAUGUUUUUGCUGCAUUGGUGGCUGUUGUUAACACCAAGUUUCCUGAGGUGGGGGAUUUACUAUUGAGAAGGAUUGUUUUACAGCUGAAGAGAGCAUAUAAGCGGAACGAUAAGCCUCAAUUAUUAGCUACUGUUAAAUUUAUAGCACAUCUUGUGAACCAGCAAGUGGCUCAUGAGAUUAUUGCUUUAGAACUGCUAACAGUUUUGCUGGAGAACCCUACUGAUGACAGUGUCGAGGUGGCUGUUGGUUUUGUCACGGAAUGUGGCUCAUUACUUCAGGAUGUUUCACCCAAAGGCCUCCACGGUAUUUUCGAGCGUUUUAGGGGUAUUCUUCAUGAAGGAGAGAUAGAUAAACGCGUUCAGUUUCUUAUAGAGGGGUUAUUUGCUAUAAGGAAAGCCAAGUUUCAGGGGUACCCUGCUGUUCGUCCAGAACUAGACCUUGUUGAGCAAGAGGACCAAUUAACUCAUGAGAUAUCUCUCCAAGAUGAGAUCGAUCCAGAAAUCUCCCUUGACAUUUUUAAAACGGAUCCUCAAUUUUUGGAGAAUGAAAAGCAAUAUGAAGAGUUGAAGAAAAGCAUCCUUGGUGAGGAAUCUGAAGAUGAAGAGGGUUCAGAUUCAGGUGAUGAUGAUGAUGAGGAAGAGGAGGAUGAUGAAUGUGAUGCGGAAGAUGAUCAGAUGAAAAUAAAAGAUGAGACGGAGACAAAUCUUGUAAAUCUUCGAAGGACAAUCUACCUGACAAUCAUGUCGAGUGUAGAUUUUGAGGAGGCUGGCCACAAGCUGCUCAAAAUUAAGCUUGAGCCGGGGCAAGAGAUGGAGUUGUGCGUUAUGCUCUUGGAAUGCUGCAGUCAGGAGAGAACUUACCUUCGGUAUUACGGUCUUCUGGGGCAACGAUUUUGCAUGAUCAACAAAGUCUAUCAGGAAAAUUUUGAUAAAUGCUUUGUUCAGCAGUAUUCUAUGAUUCAUCGUCUUGAAACAAACAAAUUACGUAAUGUGGCAAAGUUCUUCGCACAUUUACUUGGCACAGAUGCUCUGCCUUGGCAUGUUCUCGCCUAUAUACGCUUAACUGAGGAGGAUACUACUUCUUCUUCCCGAAUCUUCAUUAAGAUUCUCUUCCAGGAACUGUCGGAGCAUCUUGGAAUCCGCAGACUGAAUGAGCGGCUCCUAGAUCCCAGAAUGCAGGACUCGUUCGAAUCUAUUUUCCCAAGGGAUAAUCCCAAGAACACACGGUUUUCCAUUAACUUUUUCACUUCCAUUGGGCUUGGUGGUAUCACUGAGAAUUUACGCGAGUAUUUGAAGAACAUGCCCAGACUUAUCAUGCAACAACAGAAGCCACCAUCAGAAUCAGAAUCAGAAUCCGGUGAUGAUUCUGGGAGCACGAGUUCAUACGAUAGAAAAAGUGCUCGUUCAAAGUCAAAGUCGCAUUCAUCAAGCUCUGAUGAAAGUGAAAGGCGCAGGAAGAAGAGGAGGCGGAGGCGAUGAAGAAGCGGCCUUUUCACCGAGUCUCGGUACUUGCUUCUCCUGAUUACUUUACUCGUUCAUGAUAAUUAGAGUACAUC
Messenger RNA from Hibiscus syriacus, 2747 nucleotides. RefSeq names its product pre-mRNA-splicing factor CWC22 homolog. The transcript has 7 exons. Gene Ontology annotation, biological process: mRNA splicing, via spliceosome. Lineage: Eukaryota; Viridiplantae; Streptophyta; Magnoliopsida; Malvales; Malvaceae. The coding region runs from base 1 to 2670 and encodes 889 amino acids. The record is from RefSeq and is a predicted model, not a curated record. Gene Ontology annotation, molecular function: protein binding; RNA binding. Gene Ontology annotation, cellular component: catalytic step 2 spliceosome.